CAAUGCGAUCAAUGAGGCUGAAAUCCUUCCGCGCCGAUCGCGACGUCAAUGAAUCAAUGCCCCAUCGGGUCUGCCCUAAUCGGGUACCCGACGAUGACAGCUGAGUGAACAAGAAAGAUGACUCAAGAAAAUGCCCAGCCGCAAUGCGCCACACCUUGGAGCCAAUCGUAGAGUCAUGGUGGAAUGGAAAUCACAAAUUUUGAUGAUUCAGGCACUUGUUGCGUUGCAGUGAAUUGAUGUCGACCCAGUCCACCCGUCUUUCUGCCUUGCGGACCUGUGCUGCCUACGGGAGGAAGUGGGAACUUAUAAGGAUGUGAGAACACCCUCGAUGGUCGAUGGAUAAAUCACUCAGGGAAACAGGAAGUCAAUUGACCCGAUUAUUCGAGUCGUUCAUUCCUUAGGUUUCUUUCCUCUCUCUUGUUGGCGUUUCUUGAGACCCUGAACAGACGGGCCCUGAGUAUAUACACAGUGCAUGUCGGAACACCUUCAAAGUCUCUGAUUGAAACCAGCCAAAGCCAUCAUGGAGUCGACGCAACUUUCAAGCACCAUCAAUAAGACCAAUAUGAACUCUACCACUCCCCCCCUUCUCUCUCCCUCCGACACUGCCCUCCUCGAAGCCUUCAUCCCAGGCUACUCCUUCAUCUCGAGAUUCCUCAUUUCUUACCUCCAUAUCGACCUCUCUCUCUACCUACCCUAUAUACUCACCUACAUCGCCAUCGCUGCGGUGCUCAAAUACUCCUUUUCCAAGCUCAAGGGAGUCAUGGAAACCCACCUCAUCGCAACGGCCGAAAUCCGUCUCGACGACGAGAUCUCUAACUAUCUCCUCUACUGGAUGGCGCAGCAGCCCUUCGCGAACCGGAGCACGCGGUUCGUCGCCGCAACGCGGAUCUCCACUCAAUCGCACUAUUACGACUCCGACGAAGAGGACGACGAAUGGGGCGAGGAAGACGAGUACGACGAGGAGGGGAACGUGAUCAACAAUUUCGACGAGUACUGGGCGAAGACACGCAAACGGGACAAGUUCAAGCGACUGAGGUUCACGCCCGCGGAGGGGACGCACUACUUCUUCUUCCGCGGUCAGCUACUGGCCUUUGUCCGGGCGAAGGGCGACAAGAAGUCUUCUUCGUCCUCUCGGUGGGGCGCGCGCUUCGAGACGGAGAAGUUGUAUCUGUCGUGUUUCGGCCGCGACCCUGCCAUCCUGAAGGAGUUGCUGGCUGAGGCGCAGCGAGUGUAUGUUGCCCGCGACGGAAACAGCACCAUUAUCUAUCGCGGGCAGAAGAGCCCCGGUGAUUAUGUUGAUUGGUCCCGCUGUAUGGCGCGCGCUCCGCGUCCUCUGUCAACGGUUAUCUUGGACCAGGCGCAGAAGGAUGCCUUUGUUGAUGAUAUUAAGGAGUAUCUGCAUCCCCGCACGAGGAGGUGGUAUUCGAACCGGGGGAUCCCAUAUCGACGGGGUUAUCUGCUCCAUGGACCGCCUGGCACGGGGAAAACGAGCUUGUGCUUUGCGGUGGCUGGGCUGAUGGGGCUUCCUUUGUAUCUUCUCAAUCUGAGCUCGAAGUCCUUCAACGAAGAUGACCUCAUGUCUUUAUUCCAGGAGCUCCCCCGCCGGUGCAUCGUCUUGCUUGAGGACGUGGACUGCGCCGGUAUCACGCAGAAGCGAGUCGGCGACGGCGGCGAUGACUCGACGGCGAAGCCCGCCGAUGGCAAGGAAGGCGAUGCGCCCGAGGAGGCUGAUGCCGAUUCCUCGAAACAGGGCGUCUCGCUCUCCGGUCUCCUGAAUGUGAUCGAUGGCGUGGCCGCCAGUGAAGGCCGCAUCCUGGUCAUGACGACAAACCACCCCGAGAAGCUCGAUCCGGCUCUGCUGCGGCCUGGUCGGGUCGACAUGUCGAUUCAAUUCGGGUACGCCGAGCCCAGUGACAUCAAGGAGCUUUCUACGGCCAUCUAUUCCACGCUCGAGGGUGAUGUACGGUCGGCAAGGGCGAAGCGACCCAAGGGGAAGAAGGAACAGGUGACGUCCGAGGUCCCAUGGCAUCAGUUCUCGCGGAAGCAAAUCCAGAGCUUGGCAGAUGAGUUCCUUGCGCUAGUGCCAGGAGGGCAAUGCACUGCUGCUGAGAUCCAGGGGUAUCUCCUGAACUACAAGAGGGACCCCCAAGCUGCUAUCGAAGGGGUCGAGGAAUGGGCGCGAAGCAUCCGAUCGAAACGGGAGGGGAAAACCGAAGCAACCGUGAAGUCAGACUAGUAAUAACUGCAUGAGAUGAGUGGAUGAUUUUGUACACUGCAUAUAGAGAUACCCAAAGGUCCUGCCCGUUUGACCCAUUUGUGCAUAUAGAUAGUGAAAAUGAAAAGCUCGAACUUUGUUCUAGACCCCUCAGAUGUAACUGUCGUACUACAGAGGAUACCAAGGCAUGUAACCAAGCU
Molecule: messenger RNA, 2415 nt
Organism: Aspergillus pseudonomiae
Lineage: Eukaryota; Fungi; Ascomycota; Eurotiomycetes; Eurotiales; Aspergillaceae
Product: BCS1 and AAA domain-containing protein
Exons: 1
Coding region: 521-2236 (571 amino acids)
Biological process (GO): protein insertion into mitochondrial inner membrane from matrix; mitochondrial respiratory chain complex III assembly
Cellular component (GO): mitochondrial inner membrane
Molecular function (GO): ATP hydrolysis activity; ATP binding
Source: RefSeq, a predicted model, not a curated record